This is a messenger RNA of Medioppia subpectinata, 1681 nucleotides long. The record is from the annotation of a GenBank genome assembly. NCBI's taxonomy places the organism in Eukaryota, Metazoa, Arthropoda, Arachnida, Sarcoptiformes, Oppiidae.
AUGAAAGUUGUAUUGGCCUAUAAAUUUGUAUACCCGUCGCUGUCCUACGGAGGCAUAUAUCAGGGCCGGUAUCUGUUGGGCACAUCCCUGUGUCGGCCCUGCAUUUCCAAAGGUAUCGUUAAAGUAGCAAAUGAAGAGAAUGCACAAUACAUAGCCCACGGGGCGACCGGCAAAGGCAACGAUCAAAUCCGGUUUGAAUUAUCAUGUGUGUCUCUCAACUCUACAAUCAAAUGUAUAACUCCGUGGAGAAUGAGUUCAUUCUAUAAUCGAUUUCAAGGAAGACUCGAUCUCAUAGAAUACGCUAAAACAAAUGGCUUCAAAGUGGGCGCCACACCCGACAAGCCCUACAGUACUGACGCCAAUAUUAUGCACAUUAGCUUUGAAUCGGGCGUUUUGGAGGACCCGUUACAUCCGCCCAUCGAUGACAUCUUUGAAUCGGGCGUUUUGGAGGACCCGUUACAUCCGCCCAUCGAUGACAUGUAUUUAAUGACCGCAAACCCCAGCGAAUGGCCGAACGAAGCCGAAGACAUUAAGAUUACAUUUGAAAAAGGAUUGCCGAAAGCCGUUGAAAAUUUGUAUACAAAAGUCAAAGUCGAAAAACCGGUUGAGAUUCUUCAGUAUCUGAACAAAUUGGGCGGAAAGCAUGGAAUCGGCAGAAUUGAUAUCGUUGAGGACCGGUAUAUAGGAAUGAAAUCUCGCGGAGUAUACGAGACUCCCGGCGCAACUAUUCUGUGGACAGCUAUCAGAGACUUGGAGUUACUUUGUUUGGAUCGGGAAGUAAACAAAAUACGGGCCAAAUUGGCGCAAGAAUUUGCUGAAAAAGUGUAUUACGGUUUGUGGUAUUCGCCGGAAUGCGAUUACAUGCGGGCGUGUCUCAAAUUGAGCCAAACUCUGGUCAAUGGUUUCGUUAUUAUCCGACUUUUCAAAGGAAAUGCGUUUAUUAGAGGACGAAAAGCUGUCAAUUCGCUAUACGAUCAGCAACUCGUCAGUAUGGACAUUCAGGGAGACUUCACGCCCAGUAAUGCCGAUGGAUUUAUCAAGACAUCAGCUAUUCGUUUGACUGCAUUCAACAAUAUCUAUAAACAAACCAUAAUCGGGAUCAUAUUAGCCCUAUUCAUAUGCAUGGGCUAUGCAUUCCGAUCGCUUCGGUACACAUUCUGGCGCUUGGCUUUAGCGUUAAUCGCGUGUAUAAUAAUCUACUACUUCUACAGAGUAUUUAACGCCUAUUACAAGAAAAUGAACAAAAUUCACAAUCAGUUUGGCAUCUAUUAUAUGAACGCAAACCUAAACAAUAGAUUCGGUGAGCAAUCGAUCAGCGAAUCGAUGGCUCGUAACACAAGUCACGACAGAAGGCAAACACAAUCGCAAGCACAGCCACAACAACAACAACAGGAGAUGCAAUCAUCUGAUUUGUUUCACAUCAUUAAUAACUACGAACUCUUUAACACUAUAUUCAAUCACAAUCCAAACGCCAGUCAUUUUCUGCCCACAAAUGGAUUAAUCAAUUACAGAAACUACACGACCGACAGACAGAGCACUCACACCACCCGUGGCGGACACAACUACCCGCCGCCCACACCUCCCCCGUCGUACGAACACAUCAUACAAAUGAACGGUUUGCCCAAUUAUCACGAUGCUAUUCAACAACAGCAAAGUCAAUCCAAAGUAAUCAGUUAGUGAC